CUUUCACCCCAUGUGAAGACAAAAUGGCCGCGUACGUGUUGAACAUAUCCAAAAUAUUUUCUCGUGAAUUAAUUUCAGCUUCAUUCCAGUUUCAUCGAUAUCGGUCCUGCCUGCAGAGGCUGCCUGCGGUGAAGCCGAACCUCCUCUCUGCUCUCCUCACACACCAGUUCGGGAGUUCAGCACCAUGUUGGCAGGAGUUUGAGGUCCAUGCGCUACAGACUGCGGAUCGGUACAAACAAACACCCUGGGUUUACCUGGACAGCGAAGAGUAUAUUGAGCGGUACGGCAGCAGUGCGGUGUGGGCAGGCUACAGGAGGAACCAUAAGGGAGGCAUCCCGCCUCAGAAGACACGCAAGACUUGCAUUAGAGGAGACAAGAUAUGUGGGAACCCCUGUCCAAUUUGUAGAGACCCUAACAUUAUCAUCAACCAUCAGAAUGUGAAAUUACUCGAGCAGUUUAUCAGCCCACACACUGGAAUGGUCUAUGAUCCCACUCUGACUGGUGUGUGUAUGAAACAACAGAAAAAGCUGAAUGAAGCUAUCGACAAAGCAAGAGAUGACGGUUUACUUCCUUUUCAGAUUCCACAUGUGGAUUUUUCAGGAGAGGAUUACUCCAACACUCAUGAUGCUGUUGGGCUCACAUCACCUCCACCAUUCCUUGGCCCUAGUGAACCCUGGUAUAAAUGGUACGGAGAAAUAACGCCUGAUGACAAGAAAGUGGAUCAAGUCAAGAAGAUAUACAAGGCUUAUUUAAAACACUAGAGUUGUGAAAAAUGCUUAAAACAAGCCUGAACAUUCUACUGAAGUUCAUAACUUUUAAAUAAAUGAAACGACAAAAAUGCAA
Molecule: messenger RNA, 843 nt
Organism: Poecilia latipinna (sailfin molly)
Lineage: Eukaryota; Metazoa; Chordata; Actinopteri; Cyprinodontiformes; Poeciliidae
Gene: mrps18b
Product: mitochondrial ribosomal protein S18B
Exons: 7
Coding region: 24-761 (245 amino acids)
Biological process (GO): mitochondrial translation
Cellular component (GO): ribosome; mitochondrion
Molecular function (GO): structural constituent of ribosome
Source: RefSeq, a predicted model, not a curated record